Molecule: messenger RNA, 3206 nt
Organism: Daucus carota subsp. sativus
Lineage: Eukaryota; Viridiplantae; Streptophyta; Magnoliopsida; Apiales; Apiaceae
Exons: 20
Coding region: 141-2990 (949 amino acids)
Biological process (GO): glucosylceramide catabolic process; carbohydrate metabolic process
Cellular component (GO): membrane
Molecular function (GO): glucosylceramidase activity; beta-glucosidase activity
Source: RefSeq, a predicted model, not a curated record
CCGACUAUUGUGUAACACGGGCACACCAUGGAAAAUUCGAUUAUUUAUUAUCAACUAUAUUAACGAAUCAUUUGACUGUACAUAUUACAUACACAUACCAACAUAUCAUCAAGUUUCAGCUCCAACAAAUCAUUUCAGGGAUGACAUUGGCUAAUGGUUCUGAUGCAGACAGAGACUCUCUUGAUUCUUUUACUGAUAAGGAAAAAGUUGACCCUGGGAAACCUGCAUCCCUGACUUGGCAGAGGAAACUGCAUGAUGAGGGAAUUGCACUUUCAGAGUUCAGCCUGAGUGUGAAAGAGAUAAUUUCUCUGGCACCAAUUGGGUAUAGGUUAUGGCGUGCUCUCCGAGACAAAUCUACCAAUGGAAAUGGAACAUUUGUCGACCCCUUCACAAAGAGAGCUUUUACAUCAUGUCAGGGUGUUCCUUUAGGUGGUCUUGGUGCAGGAAGCAUUGGAAGAACUUACAAAGGUGAAUUUGUACGCUGGCAAAUAUUUCCUAGGACAUGUGAAGAUAGACCAGUUUUAGCAAAUCAAUUUUCAGUGUUUGUGUCACGUCCAGAUGGUGAAAAGUUCUCCAGUGUCUUGAGCCCACGAAGCACUGAAAUGCCAAAGGACCCCUCAGCUUCGGGGCUGCAAUCUUGGGAUUGGAAUCUAAGUGGCAAGAAUUCCACUUAUCAUGGAUUGUUCCCGAGGGCUUGGACUGUAUAUGAGGGUGAGCCUGAUCCUGAAUUAAGAAUAGUUUCUCGCCAGCUUUCUCCUAUCAUCCCCCACAAUUACAAGGAGAGCAGUCUUCCUGUAGCAGUAUUUUCUUUUAAGCUGUCUAAUUUAGGAAGAAGUGCAGCAGAUGUGACCCUGCUUUUUACGUGGGAGAAUUCUGUUGGUGGAUUAUCUGGAUUAUCUGGUCAGCAUUCUAAUAUGAGAAUUGUGACAAAUGACAAAAUUCAUGGUGUACUUCUGCAUCACAUGACUGCAAACGGACUACCACCAGUAACUUUUGUUAUCGCAGCAGAAGAGACAGAAGAUGUACAUGUCUCUGAGUGCCCUUCCUUUGUAAUAUCUGGAAACUCCUCAGGCAUCACAGCAAAGGACAUGUGGAACGAAAUCAAAGAGCACGGGUCCUUUAACCGCUUCAGUUCCACUGAAGUUGCACUGCCUACAGAGUUGGGGUCAUCUACGGGUGCAGCAAUUGCAGCUACUGUGACAAUUCCUUCUAAUGCAGUACGCACUGUAACAUUUUCAUUGGCAUGGGACUGUCCUGAAGUGACCUUCCAAAGUGGGAAGAGUUAUAACAGGCGGUACACCAAAUUCUAUGGUACCCACGGGAAUGCUGCAACAAGCAUGGCAUGUGAUGCUAUUCUUGAGCAUAACUUUUGGGAGGCUCAGAUAGAAGCAUGGCAGAAACCCAUACUCGAAGACAAGAGAUUUCCUGAAUGGUAUCCUGUCACUCUUUUUAAUGAACUAUAUUAUCUCAAUGCUGGGGGGACAAUUUGGACUGAUGGAUUACCUCCAGUCCAUAGCUUGUCAGGCAUACUAGAUAGAAAAUUUACCCUUGAUAGGUCCACCACAAACCACACCGAAUGCAAUGAUAAAUCCAUUCAGAAUGAUACAGCUGGUGAUAUUCUUGAAAGAAUGACUUCAGUAAUCGAGAAUAUUCACAGCCCAGUGUCAAAGACUUCAGCAAUUGGAACACUUUUGCUGGAGAAGGGAGAAGAAAAUAUUGGUCAAUUUCUUUAUUAUGAAGGGACUGAAUAUCACAUGUGUAACACGUAUGAUGUCCAUUUCUACUCAUCUUUUGCCUUGACAAUGCUAUUUCCAAAACUUGAGCUCAGCAUCCAAAGAGACUUUGCGGCAGCAGUUAUGAUGCAUGAUCCUAGGAAAAUGAGUCUUUUGCAUGAUGGAACUUUUGUCUCGAGAAAAGUUCUUGGUGCCGUUCCUCAUGAUAUUGGAAUGAUAGAUCCAUGGUUUGAAGUAAAUUUCUAUAACCUUCAUAAUACUGACAGGUGGAAAGAUUUGAAUCCAAAAUUUGUUUUGCAAGUCUAUAGGGACGUGGUUGCAACUGGGGACAAAAAGUUUGCUCGAGCUGUUUGGCCAGCUGUUUAUAUUGCUAUGGCUUAUAUGGAACAGUUUGACAAAGACGGGGAUGGGAUGAUAGAAAAUGACGGGUUUCCGGAUCAGACAUAUGAUACAUGGUCUGUCUCUGGUGUGAGUGCAUAUUGUGGGGGACUAUGGGUAGCAGCAUUGCAAGCUACUUCAGCUCUGGCAGGUGAAGUUGGUGAUAAGGGUUGUGAGGAUUAUUUUUGGGCCAAAUUUCAGAAAGCAAAAAAGGUUUAUGAUAAGUUAUGGAAUGGUUCUUACUUCAGUUAUGACAACAGUGGUAGCUCUACGAGUUCAUCUAUUCAAGCAGAUCAACUGGCGGGACAAUGGUAUGCUCGAGCCUGUGGUCUUCAACCAAUUGUAAGUGAAGAAAAGGCAAAAUCUGCUCUUGAAAAGGUGUAUACCUUCAAUGUCCUCAAGGUGCAUGGGGGAAAACUUGGGGCAUUAAAUGGAAUGUUACCCAAUGGAGAGCCUGACAUGUCAUCUAUGCAGUCGAGAGAAAUUUGGACAGGAGUUACAUAUUCUGUUGGUGCAACUAUGAUUCAAGAAGGUAUGGUGGAAAUGGGAUUUCAGACUGCACAUGGAAUAUAUGAAACUGCUUGGUCUAAAGAAGGACAAGGAUAUGCUUUUCAAGUUCCAGAGGGUUGGAACAUGAAUGGUCAUUACCGAUCCAUCUGCUACAUGCGUCCUCUCGGAAUUUGGGCAAUGCAAUGGGCAUUGACUCGGCCAAAACUUAGAGAGCAUGAGAAGAAAGUGGAAGUUAGUGACGCAUCUUUGUUGAAGGAACAUGUUGGAUAUACAAGGGUUUCACGACUUCUAAAACUACCAGUAGAGAAAGAUUCGAGAAGUUUAUUGCAGGUUGUUUUCGACUUCACUUGCAAAAGAAUAUUGUCCUAAUGUGAUUAAUAUUGCUUCGAACUUUUUCAAGAUCUCAAUAUUUUUCUGUAUAUAUUGCUACCUUUAUUCGAUGGAAGCCAAAUGCCAUUAUAAGAACAGUAAUUAUUAUAGUGGUUGGCUGUAAUCAAGGAUUUUGUUUUCUCACAAUAAAUUCUUGCUUAAUUACAAAUACAUUAAGAAAUUUUUGUAGGUAAUUCGACCAGGUAAAUUUUUUUA